Pongo pygmaeus (Bornean orangutan) is the source of this 1201-nucleotide messenger RNA. It is a transcript of the gene CFAP126, whose product is annotated as cilia and flagella associated protein 126. Lineage: Eukaryota; Metazoa; Chordata; Mammalia; Primates; Hominidae. Bases 436 to 969 code for a protein of 177 amino acids. Gene Ontology annotation, cellular component: ciliary basal body. The record is from RefSeq and is a predicted model, not a curated record. Gene Ontology annotation, biological process: cilium organization. The transcript is spliced from 5 exons.
GACAAGACAGUUGUUUAAUGUCAUAUAGUUCCUAUGUUCCCAUGUUGAAUAAGGAUUCAAACCCCAGUAUCUGGCUCUACAGCCUGUGGUACAUUACACCAUGUUGUCCAACAAGCAUAGCUCUCAGGGUUACAUGGUUUGUUAAAGUGGUUAAAAACCCCAAUCAAAGGCCACGUGGAAGUUCUUAAGCAGGGGUAGGUUAUGCCAGAAAAAAAGUAGCUGCUAUUCAGCUAAUUUUCUCACAUUUACUCAGUCUUUCCCGUCUCUAAAAUAAAAAUGAAUCUAAGUUCCAGAGAAAACAAACGGGGGCAGUGUGAGUCAAGGAAGUGAAUAAUAAUAAGCAGAAGAGAAAGGCAGCCUCUGCUGAUUGGGAGGUAGUCCCAAGAGGUCGGCCUUCUGCAGUUGCCAAGCAACGAGUGUAAACAGCACAAGAUCAUGGCCACUAACUACAGUGCCAACCAGUAUGAAAAGUCUUUCUCAUCCAAGUAUCUGCAGAACUGGUCUCCCGCUAAGCCAACAAAAGAGAGCAUCUCUUCUCAUGAAGGCUACACUCAAAUUAUUGCCAAUGAUCGUGGUCAUCUACUGCCUUCUGUGCCCCGUUCCAAGGCAAAUCCUUGGGGUUCCUUCAUGGGCACCUGGCAAAUGCCUCUGAAGAUACCCCCUGCUCGGGUGACCCUGACCUCCCGUACAACUGCUGGUGCUGUCUCCCUCACCAAAUGGAUACAGAAAAAUCCUGAUUUACUCAAGGCCUCCAAUGGGCUGUGUCCUGAAAUCUUAGGCAAGCCCCAUGAUCCAGACAGUCAGAAGAAACUCAGAAAGAAGUCUAUCACAAAGACUGUACAACAAGCACGAAGUCCAACCAUAAUUCCAAGCUCCCCAGCUGCCAACCUCAAUUCCCCAGAUGAACUCCAAAGCUCACACCCCUCUGCAGGUCAUACUCCAGGUCCCCAAAGCCCAGCCAAAUCCUAAGAGCCCACCUGGAAGUCCACGUAUGCUAGAACUCUGGGCAGGGCCUAACCUAGCUGAGGUCCAGAAAUACAAACCUGGAACUUCAUAUGGACCAAGUGGCCACACACUGAAAAACCCAUAUAGCGACUGAGUGAAAUAAACAAGAGCCCCCAGUCAGAAAUGGGACACAGGGAAAUUUUGGGGUGGGAGUAAAAGCAAAUUUGGAAAAUAAACUUUUUUUUGUUUAAUCUUU